ACAAACGAUAUGUUGUUUUAAUGAAAAUAUAUUUAACAAUGUGUUUUUAUUGUUUAUAAUUAAAAUUGUUGAAAACUAAACGAGAAAUUUAAGAAAGUAUACGUUCUCUUUUAUUUACAUUUGUGAAGGUUAGGUAAAUAGUACAUAUAUACGUAACAGUGUAAGGAGAAAACCCGACUGCGGCGCAACGACUUGCGGCUGCUAGUUGCAGUGUGUCGAUAAAAAAGCUAAGUGAUUGAUUGUUUGUUGCUUAUGUACUUAUUGUACAGCUAUAUAUAAACAGUGCAGUUGCAGAUUAUUAUUUAAGGUUGUGUACCUGCUUGUUUUAGACAUGUUUCAAACUUUGAGUAUAUUCGAUACACAACUUUACGCGGACUCUGUGGAAUGGUGUCCCAUAGAACCAUUCAAAGACUUGUUCGUAUGUGGAACAUAUCAACUGAUAGAAAAUACAGAAAGUAUUGCAAAAAAAGAAUCAAAAUCAAGUAAACGUUUAGGCAGAAUAUAUUUGUUUCAAGUUGUUAAAGAUGGUAGUAUGAAAUUAUUGCAACAAUUAGAAACAGAAGGAGUAUUGGAUAUGAAAUGGGCACACGUUACGUGUAAUCAAAAAAUAUUGUUAGGUGUCGUUAAUUCGUUAGGAUAUUUGCAAAUUUAUCAAUUACGAAAUGGAGACGACGAAAUGUUAAAAUUAAUGACGGAAUUGAAAGUAAACGAUCAGAAGGAAGAAAUUCUAGCUUUAUCCCUCGACUGGUCUACAGGAAAAUAUUCUUGCGAAAAUAAUUCCAUAGUUAAAAUAAUAGUUAGCGAUUCUACUGGUGACAUAACUUUAUUCGAGUUACAUAACGACCAAAUAAAAAAUCUAACGUCGUGGUUGUCUCACGAAUACGAAGCAUGGAUAUCUGCUUUCGAUUAUUGGAAUGUAAACAUAAUAUACACGGGUGGAGAUGAUUGCAAAUUUCAACGAUUUGAUAUAAGAACAGAAAAGAAGUUUACCAUGAGCAAUAUGAUUCAUACAGCCGGUGUUACUAGUAUUCACAGCAAUGCUGAUAAAGAACAUAUAUUAGCAUCAGGAAGUUACGACGAAAAAUUACGUUUAUGGGAUACGAGAAAUUUCAAGAGACCGAUCUCAGAAACGAAUUUGCAUGGCGGUAUUUGGCGUUUAAAAUGGGAUCCUUUUGCGCGUCGAUUUCUAUUGGCUGCUUGUAUGUACGGUGGAUUUAAAGUAAUCGAUUGUCAGAAUACAGAGACGCCUUCCAUCGUUGACGAAUAUAAUAAUCAUGAAAGUUUAUCUUACGGAUGCGAUUGGUCAUUCCUUUCGCGUCAAUGUAUCUCAGAACGAGCUAUAUUUCAAACGAACGAGCAAAACGUAGGAUUAGUGAAUAUAAACAACGAUAAAGAAGAGUAAAGAAACAAAAUAUUAAUAUCCUUGUGUGCGAGGAGUUGGAGAAAAACAGCUAUAUCGAUUAGUUCGAUAAGAAGCUGUUAGAUGGCAGUGUGGCGGAGGCGCG
Molecule: messenger RNA, 1505 nt
Organism: Vespula vulgaris
Lineage: Eukaryota; Metazoa; Arthropoda; Insecta; Hymenoptera; Vespidae
Product: diphthine methyltransferase
Exons: 5
Coding region: 332-1402 (356 amino acids)
Molecular function (GO): protein binding
Source: RefSeq, a predicted model, not a curated record